AUGGAUAACGCCCCUCACUCUGCCAUGAGAACAAAGAAAGCUGCACUAUCUCCUUGCAGCUUUGCCUGCCGCCCUUCGGUGAGUAGGAUGGAUAGCAAAGCCGCCUUCGGCCUUUUGCUUAGCAAGCCCCUCUUCGAGCCUCUGCUGAAUUCCGCUCGCCCCGGUCCUUAG
Messenger RNA from Prunus armeniaca (apricot), 171 nucleotides. The record is from the annotation of a GenBank genome assembly. NCBI's taxonomy places the organism in Eukaryota, Viridiplantae, Streptophyta, Magnoliopsida, Rosales, Rosaceae.